CUUCUGUUGUGUUGUGUGCUUCCUCAACUCUGAAACUACAAUGGCAGACAUUACCCAUCUUCCUAUGGAACAGCUUCAGGACCUUGACUACUGCUUAGACUCUAAUCCAUCCUGGGCUGAAGCUAUCCUACUAGCAUUUCAAAAUUAUAUAUUGAUGCUGGGAACAAGUGUGAUGAUUCCUUCAGUGAUUGUUCCAGCCAUGGGAGGAAGUGAUGGUGACAAGGCAAGGGUAAUUCAGACUCUGCUCUUUGUAGCUGGCGUUAACACACUUCUCCAAGCACUUUUUGGAACCAGAUUGCCUACAGUUGUUGGAGGUUCAUUUGCAUAUGUAAUUCCAAUUGCUAAUAUUGUCACAGACUCAUCAUUACAACAAAUUAGCGACUCUCAUGAAAGAUUUAUACAAACAAUGCGAGCAAUACAAGGAGCUCUGAUUGUCGCAUCAAGUAUUCAGAUAAUCCUGGGUUACAGCCAAGCCUGGGGACUCUUUUCAAGAUUUUUCAGCCCCCUUGGUAUGGCACCUGUAGUUGGAUUGGUCGGACUAGGAUUAUUUCAGCAUGGAUUCCCUGUGUUGGGGAACUGUGUAGAAAUUGGUAUACCGAUGCUGUUGUUGGUAAUUGGUUUGUCACAAUAUCUAAAGCAUGUGAGACCAUUUAGAGAUAUCCCUAUCUUUGAACGUUUUCCAGUGUUGAUUUGUGUCCCCAUUGUUUGGAUCUAUGCUAUUAUCUUGACUGCCAGUGGAGCUUACCGACAUAAGCCUAACGUAACACAACAUAGUUGUCGAACAGACAGAGCAAAUCUGAUAUCUACUGCCCCAUGGUUCAUGUUCCCAUAUCCAUUCCAAUGGGGUCCACCAACAUUUUCUGCUGGCCAUUCGUUUGCCAUGAUGUCAGCAGUUAUUGUUUCAAUUGUGGAGUCAACUGGUGCAUACGAGGCAGCCUCUCGGUUAGCAAUUGCUACUCCUCCUCCUGCUUAUGUGCUGAGUCGAGGCAUUGGUUGGCAGGGUAUUGGCAUCUUACUUGAUGGUAUUUAUGGAACAGGAACUGGUUCCACUGUUUCUGUGGAAAAUGUGGGACUCCUUGGACUAACCCGAGUUGGAAGUCGCAGAGUUGUUCAGAUUUCAUCCGGUUUUAUGAUAUUCUUCUCUAUUUUUGGAAAAUUUGGAGCUGUGUUUGCAUCUAUACCCUUCCCAAUAUUUGCUGCACUGUACUGCAUUCUCUUUGGCCUUGUGGCUUCAGUUGGAAUAUCAUUUCUUCAGUUCACAAACAUGAACUCUAUGAGAAAUCUUAUUAUCACUGGGCUCACACUGUUCCUUGGAAUAUCUGUUCCUCAAUUUUUCAAUCAAUACUGGAGUCCUUCGCAACAUGGCCUUGUUCAUACAAAUGCUGGAUGGUUCAAUGCUUUCUUAAAUACCAUAUUCUCAUCACCAGCGACUGUGGGUUUGAUAGUAGCAGUGUUGCUUGACAACACUCUUGAGGUAGAAAGGUCAAAGAAAGAUAGAGGGAUGCCAUGGUGGGUGAAAUUUAGAACAUUUAGAGGAGAUAAUAGAAACGAAGAAUUCUAUACAUUGCCAUUCAAUCUCAACAGGUUCUUCCCACCUACAUGA
Messenger RNA from Abrus precatorius (Indian licorice), 1603 nucleotides. Its product is annotated as nucleobase-ascorbate transporter 1-like. Bases 41 to 1603 code for a protein of 520 amino acids. The record is from RefSeq and is a predicted model, not a curated record. Gene Ontology annotation, molecular function: transmembrane transporter activity. Gene Ontology annotation, biological process: transmembrane transport. Lineage: Eukaryota; Viridiplantae; Streptophyta; Magnoliopsida; Fabales; Fabaceae. Gene Ontology annotation, cellular component: membrane. The transcript has 14 exons.